AUGGCACGCCCAGAGUGCAAUCCCGACUAUGUGAACGCCGUCUGGGCUUUCUACCGGUUUAUCCCAUCUACCGCCGCUAACACGGUCUUCAUCGUCCUCUUUGGGCUCGCCACGAUCCUCCAUUUUUUCCAGAUGCUCCGAACCAAAACAUGGUAUCUAACUGCGCUUUUUGCAGGCGGUGUCGCCGAGCUGAUUGGUUACAUUGGUCGACUGAUGAAUGCGUUGCAAAAGCCGGGAUGCUGGACACUGGGACCUUACAUCAUGCAAAACGUCUUGAUUCUCAUCGCGCCUGCCCUGAUGGCUGCUUCCAUCUACAUGAUCCUCGGACGAAUCAUUCUCUUGACCGACGGUGAGCGUUAUGCCUUGGUCAAGCGCCGCUGGCUUACAAAGCUAUUUGUUACGGGCGAUGUCGUUUCCCUGAUGAUGCAGGCUUCUGGAGGUGGUCUCAUGGCCAUCAAUGCCGACCUGAUGAAAAUUGGAGAGAAGGUCAUUAUCGGCGGUCUAUUCGUCCAACUCGCGUUCUUCGGCUUCUUCAUCAUCGUCGCCGCGAUCUUCCACUAUCGCAUGCGCCAGAACCCAACGAGCCAAGCCUCUCAACCUCGCAUCCGCUGGCAAAUCUACCUCAUGACCCUCUACGUCACAGGAACGCUGAUCUGGAUUCGAAGUCUGUUCCGAGCGAUCGAGUUUAUCGAAGGCAACAUGGGGCCGCUGAUGCGCCAGGAGGUGUAUGUCUUUGUUUUCGACGGCAUGCUGAUGUUCAUUGUGCUUCUGUGGAUGAACUGGUUCCAUCCUAGCGAGAUUGGGCUUCUCCUUCGUGGGGACGAGCCGAUCAGGAACGGGCUGGAGCUGGUUAUAAUGAAGCCUAUUGGGAGCAGUCGGUCGAAGACGAUGGAGAGCCUGUCUUCGAGCAGCGAAGGGAUUGCCGUUCCCAAUUAUCAGAGGGCAUAA
Clonostachys rhizophaga is the source of this 948-nucleotide messenger RNA. NCBI's taxonomy places the organism in Eukaryota, Fungi, Ascomycota, Sordariomycetes, Hypocreales, Bionectriaceae. The record is from the annotation of a GenBank genome assembly.